Molecule: messenger RNA, 2498 nt
Organism: Daphnia carinata
Lineage: Eukaryota; Metazoa; Arthropoda; Branchiopoda; Diplostraca; Daphniidae
Gene: okr
Product: DNA repair and recombination protein RAD54-like
Exons: 14
Coding region: 80-2344 (754 amino acids)
Biological process (GO): reciprocal meiotic recombination; double-strand break repair via synthesis-dependent strand annealing
Cellular component (GO): nucleus
Molecular function (GO): DNA translocase activity; ATP-dependent chromatin remodeler activity; ATP binding
Source: RefSeq, a predicted model, not a curated record
CAAAUUAGUUUGUAUUGGAAUUUGAAGGCGGGAUAUCCACAAGGAGAAAAAAUAGUCGAAACAUUUCCCUAACACAAAAAUGAGACGGAGUAUGGCGCCAAGCCAGUUAGGUCAAGUAAAACGAAAAUACGACGACGAAGACGAUGACCCUGCUUGGUCUGAAAAAAAGAAAAGUGGCAAAAAUAAAAAAACCCAAGUGGUUGAUCGAACUACGGAGUUUUUGUCGCCGUAUCGGAAACCUCUUACACAAUGCAGUCUCUCAGUUGUUGAAGGCAAUUCAGAAACAUCUGGAUCAACAUUCCAUGAACAACUUAUCAAAAAGAUCCUUUCAAAGCCAUUUAAAAUUCCAAUUCCAAACUAUAGUGGCCCAACUCUUGGAAAAGCCCUUGGAUUAAGACGAGCUGGAAUACGGCAAGCUUUACAUGACCCAGAAGAGCCUGGCGCAUUGAUCUUGUAUACACCUCCUGAACUAUCUGCUCAUGAGAAGCUGAAAACAUCUAUUAGUGAUAAGCAUCCAGUCCAUGUGGUGGUUGAUCCAGUUUUGACUAAAGUAUUACGCCCUCACCAACGUGAAGGAGUAAAAUUCAUGUAUGACUGUGUUACUGGUCUAUGCAUUGAAAACAAUUAUGGUUGCAUCAUGGCUGAUGAAAUGGGAUUAGGAAAAACCUUGCAGUGCAUUACACUACUUUGGACUCUACUCAAACAAGGCCCAGAUUGUAAGCCCCUGAUUACUAAGGGAAUUAUUGUAUCACCCAGCAGUUUGGUCAAGAAUUGGCAAAAUGAAAUCAACAAGUGGUUGAGUGGCCGACUUAAUUCGCUGGUGAUAGAUUCUGGAAGCAAAGAUGAAAUCGAUCGCAAUUUACAUGGUUUCAUGCACACGCACGGUCGGCGAGUCCUUAAUCCUGUACUUAUAAUCUCUUACGAGACGUUUAGACUUCACGCACACGUUCUUCACCAAGGAGAAAUCGGACUUGUUCUUUGUGAUGAGGGCCAUCGUUUGAAAAACAGUGAAAACCAGACAUACCAAGCCCUGGUGGCACUCAAUUGUAAACGCCGGGUUCUUCUGUCAGGAACGCCCAUUCAGAACGAUUUACUGGAAUAUUUUAGCUUGUUGCAUUUCGUUAACCAAGGCAUUCUCGGAACUGCACAGGAGUUCAAAAGAAGGUUUGAGACGCCCAUCUUGCGGGGCAGAGACGCUGAUGCAACGGAAGAAACGCAGAAACAGGGCCAAGGAAAACUUAAAGAACUAGCAGAUCUAGUCAAUAAAUGCAUCAUUCGGCGAACGUCCGCAUUGUUAACCAAAUAUCUACCAGUCAAAAUUGAACUGGUGGUUUGUGUUAAACUCGGUCCUGUACAAGCGGCCAUAUACAAAAAGUUCGUCACUUCAGAAGCUAUCAAGAGCAAAAUGAGAGAAACCAACGAAAAACCGAGCAAAACGAGCAUGACUGCCCUGGCCGCCAUUACGAAUUUAAAGAAACUUUGCAGCCAUCCAGAACUGAUUUAUGACAAGUGCCAAUCGGGCGUUGACGGGUUCGAAGACACUCUGCCAUUAUUUCCCGCCAACUUCGAUCCACGGAAGCUGCAAACAGAGUUAUCUGGAAAGCUUUGCGUCCUUGAUUGUAUCUUGGCUAUGGUCAAAAGCACCACCAACGACAAGAUCGUCCUGAUUUCGAAUUACACUCAAACCCUUGAUCUAUUCGAAAAGCUUUGCCGGAUGAGGACCUAUCCGUGCGUCCGUCUGGAUGGAAGCAUGAGCAUUAAAAAAAGAGCCAAAAUUGUUGAACGCUUCAAUGACCCUGCCAGCUCGGAUUUUGUAUUUUUGCUAAGCAGCAAAGCUGGUGGUUGUGGUUUGAACCUGAUUGGGGCCAAUCGUUUGGUGAUGUUUGAUCCCGACUGGAACCCGGCCAACGAUGAUCAAGCCAUGGCACGUGUGUGGCGAGACGGCCAAAAGAAGCCCUGUUUCAUUUAUCGUCUGCUAUCGACUGGUACCAUCGAAGAAAAGAUCUUCCAGCGCCAGGCCCACAAGAAGGCACUCAGCUCCUGUGUGGUAGAUAAUGAAGAUGAUGUGGAACGACAUUUCAGCCUCUCUGAUUUACGCGAUUUGUUCAAAUUGGAAGAUCAAACGAUGAGCGAUACGCACGACAAAUUCAAAUGCCGCCGUUGCGUCAAUCGAAUUCAAGUAAAACCGCCACCGGACGACGCCACUUGUAAUUCUGAUUUAUCCCAAUGGAAUCACUGUGCAGAUCGCAAAACUAUUCCGGAUCCCAUUCUGAAGUCUGCCUGGGACGCUGGAGUUACAUUCGCCUUCCACCAAAAGUCUCACGAGCCUAAAAUUGUUCCUUGAAUGUUUCGCGUUUGGCGAAAGUUAGAAGAAACUUCUGCGUGUGAUGGAAGUUGGUUGAAAAUUCUAUGACUUACAUUCCGCUUCUUUUUUUUAUUUUUAUGUUAAACGUAAACGCUUAUUACCAAUUUUGUAAUGUGCGUUGUUUUUCAUCAAA